This is a messenger RNA of Macadamia integrifolia, 2173 nucleotides long. RefSeq lists its product as uncharacterized. The record is from RefSeq and is a predicted model, not a curated record. The transcript has 2 exons. Lineage: Eukaryota; Viridiplantae; Streptophyta; Magnoliopsida; Proteales; Proteaceae. The coding region runs from base 127 to 1971 and encodes 614 amino acids.
AAAAAGCCACUCUCUCAAGGCUCUCUCCCUGGCACCUCCAACGACCAAGAACGCAGCGCCGUCCUUCGCAUUACCCAUAUCCUCUUUCUCUCUCUCUCUGUUUGAUUUGCUCUUUUCUUAAAGGAAAUGAGUUGGUCAUCGAGUGAUAAUUUUUUUGUGAACGCAAAGUUAGAGGUCUGUUGGGUUGACCUCUUCUCUAAAUCAUUAGAAUUGACACAAAGCAAAGGUGUCUUCUACGAUGGGCCAAAGGUUGAUGAUUUCAAGAGGCUCUUGCGUUCUAAGAACUUUCGAGUAAACCGUCAGGGUAAGGCUAUUGUACGCGUCCAAAAACGCGACGAUGAUGGUGAAUUCCUUGAAUGUCAAUAUGAUACCUUCAUUCUAGAAACAGUGGUACCUUUGGGCCCUUUUGGUUUCCAAAACAUACCAUUACCAAAGCCGAAAGAGGUGAACGAAUUGCAAAGCCUCCUGGAGAAUACCAAAGCAGAAUCUGCAAAAAAGAAUGAUGAGCUUACUGAAUGGAAAAGCCUCUUGGAGAAUACUAAUGCUGAAUUGGCGAAGAAGAAUGAUGAGCUUACUGAAUUGCAAAGCCUCCUGAAGAAUAUCAAGGCUGAAUCGGCAAAGAAAAAUGAUGAGCUUACUGAAUUGCAAAGCCUCCUGGAGAAUGCCAAGGCUGAAAUGGCAAAGAAGAACGAUACGCUUAAUGAAUUAAUGAAACAGAAGAUUGAUCAAGAUUGGAAUCGUGAACAGUUUCGACUAGCUAUGAUUGCGAUCAAUAACUCAAUGAAGAGAGUAUUCAUUGAAUAUGGCCUUGAACCACCAGCCAACGGAGAUCAAGAAUCAGUGUUAAGGUUUCUCGAGAUGUUACGUGAUCUACUCCUUCACAAAGAAUUCAAUACCACUUUCAUAGUAGCCGUGAACAUGAUACUAGCCUCGAUGGCAAGCAUAUUUGAGAAACGUACUGGCUUAAGCAUUGGCAUGGAAACAACAAAUAGUACUCCAGCUUGUCUCAUUAAGAGUUUAAGUACCUUAAGAGACUUUAUAGUGGAUUCCCACUUCUUUAUUGAUGGCAGUGUUAUAGUGAGGGAUUUCCAUCUGAUGAACGAGGAUGACCUCCUAGUUAUCUUUCGGGAUUCUGCAACAGAUGUGGCUGAGCUCAAGAAGAAGGAGAUAGGUGUGAAACCCAUCAAUAACAUCGACACAAAGUCCAUCUUCUACGGGUAUUUUAACAUUCCAAUGGUGGGGAUGUUCAAGGGUGUUUUGACAAGAGUUCAUCUCACCUUGCCAGAUGAGAUCAUGGUGAAACUUCAAGUAGGCAAACAUAAUCUUAAUAACAAAAGGUUUUGGUUUGUCCACGGCAAUGGGUCAGGUAUAUUUGAAAAGGAGGAGUCUAAUCUUGGAUCACCAGACAAUCUAGAAGUUGUCAAAUUUGCCCCUACUCGGGUUUUAGGUGACUCGACCGAUUUCAUAGGAUUUUUCUGUAGGAUGAGUCGAAUCUUCGUUAAUGAAAAAGGAACAUAUCUCAAGUUUGACUUUAUUGCUGGAAAGUUUUCAGGAUCACGUGUUUUUCCUGAUAGUACGGUUCGCUAUUAUACUAAGGAUGGUGGAAUGUUUGAUCCUUUCAAGUUGGUGCAAUUUGAUGUGAAUACAUCUACAACAGAUAUCAUAAGCCGAGAAGUUUAUUUACCUACGUCAACCUCAGGUAUUGGGGAUAAAUAUCCCUCUUGGAUGUUGAAUGAGGCUCUGGGAAAAGACUGUGCUUUCACAUUCAAUGACUUCUGUUUUAUGGGGAAAAUAACGAGAGUCUCCGGUACUUUCCGUGAGAACGCUCUAGUCAAUGUGUUCUUCGAACAAAGCCAACAUAAGGAGAAUUGUUAUGUUGAUGCUCUAGCAACAACUUUCUUUGUUUUAAGAACAGAGAGAGCAGCUUCGUGGGGAACCAUUGGUGGAUCAGCAGCUCCAAAAUUUAUUUAACAAGGUCCUACAAUUUAUUUUAUGUUUUAUUUUGAGGGUAACGUGAAUUGAUUGGUUACACUGUUAUAUUGUAUCGUCUCUUCCUAGGAGGUAUCAGUUUGAUUGUGGCAUUAUGCUUUAUUGGGUUUCCUAUAUAUGGGGAUUAUAUUGUUGUUAUUGUUUAUUCCCUUAUUAAGUAAAAGAGUUUUUUACAUGGCCCUCU